Molecule: messenger RNA, 3380 nt
Organism: Caenorhabditis elegans
Lineage: Eukaryota; Metazoa; Nematoda; Chromadorea; Rhabditida; Rhabditidae
Gene: ect-2
Product: Protein ECT2
Exons: 15
Coding region: 29-2827 (932 amino acids)
Biological process (GO): regulation of cytokinesis, actomyosin contractile ring assembly
Cellular component (GO): nucleus; cytoplasm
Molecular function (GO): guanyl-nucleotide exchange factor activity; GTPase activator activity
Source: RefSeq, marked reviewed
CAGUGAUAAAGCAAGAUUGCGAGUUGAGAUGGACGUCUCAAUGUUGCAAUCACCACAAAAACGAAUAAAAACUAUUCAAAAACUGGCUGUUUCGAAAAAAGAUGUUCAUGAUUUUAAAGAUAUUUUCGAGAUGCUUGAAGAGCAAAAAGAGAAGCGAAAUAUAAAUAUUAUUCAAUACGACUCGUUGGAUGACCUGAGUGGAGAUUGGAGCGAGUACACAUUCUUUUGUGGAAACUUUGAUUCUGACCUCUUUCGAACACUAACAAAACAUCAGGAAACGCAAGCACUCUUUAUUAUUGGGGCGUCCGUGUUGAAAAAUAAGCUACUGAAAAAUGAGGAUUUGAUGACGUUGCGAGCUGCCCGACCACUCUACUGCGAGCUUAUGAAAGAUGUAACAAUGAAGUUAGCAGCAGAAGUACCAAAUAAGCGAGAACUCGUUGACUUGGUUCAUUAUAUGGGCGGUAGUGUGAGGAAAGAUACAGUAUCACGAACAAAUGUGUUCAUCGCAGCGAAAGUUGAAGCCAAAGUUCAGUCAAUUUCACUAGUCGGUGUGCCUACGAUGCGAGCAGAUUGGGUCACAGAAUGCUGGAAACAUCGUGAUGACUCGUAUUUUGAUGUGAUGGAACCAUGUUUUGUAGAUAAGCAUAGACUUGGCGUAUUUGAAGGACUCAGCCUAUUCUUCCACGGCUUCAAACAAACUGAGAUAGAUGACAUGCUCAGAAGCUUGGAGAAUACAGGUGGAAAACUUGCUCCGAGUCCCACGUUGGCUACUCAUGUUGUGUAUAAUCCUGAUAAUGACGAAGUUGAGACAUUAGCAGUGUCUUCUAAUCAAGUUCACGUCACUAAAGAGUGGUUCUGGGUAAGCCUGCACCGUGGUUGCUGUGCUAUAGAGGAUAACUUUGCUCUUCCAACUGGCAAACUUCACAGAAAACCACUGGAAAGCAGUAGUGUCAGUAGCCCGAUUGGAAAAUCUCUUCGCUCCCAAAAUUCGAGAUCUUUGUCAUCAAUGCGUGACUGUAGUGUUGAAGGACCAACUUCGUUGAACAUGACACCAGACUACAUAUACUCGAAUGAUGAUGUGGAGAACUCGUGCAAAUCGCCACGUCAACCAUCGAAACGGCUCAGAGUUUGUAUGGAGAUGGUGGAGACGGAGAAGAACUACUUGUCACUGUUGAAGCUUGUUGUCAAGUUCAAAGAAGCUCUGGAAUGUGAGAUCUCACACAACGAGUUCAUGUCAAGAUCCGAUGUCGCCAUGAUGUUUGGAAAGCUGGAUCCGAUUCUCGAACUUCACGAAAGGAUUUUCGCCAGACUGACAGUAAUGUCAAACGAAGCGAAUACACUUUUGACGGUCGUAAAUGGAAAAAAGAACGAUGAUAAGAAUCUGGACUUUGCACAAGUGUGGAUUGAUGCAAAAGAAGAAAUGAAGAAGGCAUAUCCUCAGUACAUCAACUCUUAUGACACAAUCAAACGGUUAUUCGAUAAACAGGAUCGAGAGAAUUCUAAAUUUCACACAUUUUGCAAGGCAAAAGAGAGUAAUCCAGAGUUUCAUCGGCUCAAGUUGACGGAUUUGAUGGUGAAACCAGUGCAACGUCUUCCAAGUGUCAUUCUUUUACUCAAAGAAAUGGCAAAGAAAUCCGAUUCAAAGCUGAAGAACAAUGCUGAAGAGGCCGCAAAAGCGAUUGACGAAGUUUUGAAAACCGCCAACAAAACUCGUGAAAAGAAUGACAACUUCAUUUCCCAUCUGAGCAAGUUCACUGACAUUGAAAAUGUUCCACCAAUUUUGGUGGCUGCCAAUCGAAUGUUCAUACGAGAGUUGGUCGUUUCUCCGAUUGCAAGUACGUCGCCAGGUCUACAGCAGUUUGCGAAAAUGAAAUUAUUUUUAUUUCAUGACGUGCUAAUUAUCACGAAAAUACGCAGCGAGAAGAAUACAAUGCAACGUCUAGCUCGUCACGCGUCGUUUGCCAGUUUACAUUCGAGACAGCGUCGCCCCUACAGGUACAUUGACCAGAUACAGUUGAACACGAUGCGUAGUGCAUUCCGAAUUCGUGCUCCCGACGAGAUUGCGAAGUGUCUGGAGUUGCAGCAGCAGAACGGAAGCACAAAGCCAAAUGUGUUUGUAUGGUGCCUGAUUCAUCGUGACGAGCAAGGUGGUGACAUUGACACAGUCUUCGAAUCGAAUGAUGAUGAAGAGGUUCGAGAUUUUCUCGACGAUAUUCAUGUGAAGAUCUUGAGUGAUUGUGGGAGAUUCUUCUACUCGUCGGAUCCAUCAGAUAUGAAUGAGAUCAACGAUGCGAUGGUUUCGGAUAUGACAACUCGAUACUUUAGAAAUCUUUGCGGAGCGAAACCACAAUAUGGACACGGCAGUCAGAUGAACAUUACGGUCAGUGAACGAUCUACACAAAACGAAUGGUCACACAAUGAGUCGUUUAUGCCACCACCACAGUCACAGAGUCGAAUGCGACGAGCGUUCAGUAAUGCUCAACUCACACUUGCCACCACGCUGGGCUUUGGCAGAAAUCAGAGUCGAAAUAACUUGGGACAAAUUAACGAGAACACGACAUUUCUGCAGUCUCCCAGAGUUUCGUGUGAUCCAGCAGCUCUCGCAAACAUGACGUCAGUCGGCGGAUUGCCUGGAUGCCAAAGCGAAUCUGAAUCGACGCCAAAGCGAGGAAUUCGUUCUCGCCUCACCUCGACAACGUUCCUCGGCGGCCGACACAACAUACUCGGACGAAACACGUCGAUGCGCCGUCAGGCUACCGGAUUUGCUCAUUCGGAAAAGGAACUACCUCGCUCAAAAACAUCUUCAUAUCGUGUCACCGAUAUCUGAAACUCCCCGCACCCGUGUAACUGAUAACUCGAAUCUCUCCUCCGACUGAUAAAUAAUUCGUUCUCACUCUUUUCCGAGCUUCAUACCUCCAGAUGCUCACCGGUGUAUUUUGAUGGUUUAUUUCUUGCUUGCUCUCAGCUCCCUCCCUCUUACAUUUUUCAUGUUUUCACCCGUAGUUUUUCAUUUCGUUUUUGUAAUUACAACAACCGAAACUACCGUAAUCACCAUCCACAACUACGACCAGAUCCUUUGUAUCAUACUGAUUUACCAUUUACCACAGGUGUAUUUUUCCCCCCAAAUCGUCAUUAUCAUCUUCCUGUCCCCGAGGCUUGUGUGACCAUUGCUCCUUGACUUUUAUUAUUUCCCCGAAAUCACUUGUAUGCCAUUCUUAUCCGAUACCCCUUUCCCCUUUUAUUCUCACCAUUCAUUUGAAUGGUCAUUCCCCCACAGUAACGUUACGAUUACUUUUUUCUUUUUUUUUGAAAAUUCAAAUUUUAUUCUUGUUAGAAAAUGCGAUAGGGGGUUCAAAUGAAAUUACACCCUACUUGUCUUU